AUGGGUGGAAGAGCUCCAGUGAAAACAUUCAUUCUUCGGUGCAUCGAAUGUGCUCGACAAAGAGGCAUAAGAGCACAACAACUCAUGGGUCAAUUGACACAAUCACGUAUCACUCCUUCACGGCCAUUCUCUCAUACUGGUAUAGACUAUGCUGGGCCAUUCACAAUCAAAACAUCAUCAGGCAGAGGAGCCAAGACUAGAAAAGCUUGGGUCUGCGUAUUUGUCUGCAUGUCAACUUCUGCAGUCCAUUUGGAAGCAGUUAGUGACUAUUCAACUGAAGCAUUUAUUGCUGCCUACAGGAGAUUCACCUCUAGACGAGGAUUAUGCCAGACAAUCUAUUCUGACUGUGGCAGAAAUUUCAUUGGAGCUGAGAUAGAACUCAAGAAAUUAUUCACACAAUUCACCAGAGAACAUGAGGUCAUCUCUAGAUUCAUCAUCACCAACGGCACUCAAUGGUCAUUCAACCCACCUGCAGCACCACACAUGGGUGGCAAGUGGGAGUCAGUAGUGAAAUCACUUAAAUUUUAUUUGACGAGAACAGUAAAAGAAUCACUCUUCACGUUUGAAGAGAUCACCACACUACUGACACAAAUAGAAGCCAUUCUCAACUCAAGACCUCUAGAGCCAAUCAGUGAUGACCCAGAAGUCAUUCAAGCACUCACUCCUGGACAUUUUCUUAUUGGGUCAGCACUCAACACUGUUUCUGAACCAUCAACCUCAGAACCUGCACAUUCAAUUCAAAAUCGAUGGCGGAUGAUUCAACGACAAUCACAGCAGUUCUGGUACAGGUGGUCACAAUCUUACUUACAAAAAUUACAAGCUAUUUCUAAGUGGUUUUUCAGGAACAGAACAAUUCAAGUUGGUGCAUUAGCCUUGCUAACUGAUGAAAGAUUUCCCCCCACGAAACGGCCACUCGUGAGGAUAAUUCAACUACACCCAGGGCAAGAUGGGCUUCCACGAGUAGCAACGGUGAAGACACCAACAACGACGUUGGUCAGACCAAUCGUCAAGCUAGCCAUUCUACCAAUCAACCCAACUCCUGAAGCCCAGCAGCAGAAUCAACCAGAAGACAAUCAUCAACCAGUUGCUGAUGGCGGGCGGCAUGUUGAGAAUUAA
Messenger RNA from Chelonus insularis, 1116 nucleotides. RefSeq lists its product as uncharacterized. Lineage: Eukaryota; Metazoa; Arthropoda; Insecta; Hymenoptera; Braconidae. Bases 1 to 1116 code for a protein of 371 amino acids. Gene Ontology annotation, biological process: DNA integration. The transcript has a single exon. The record is from RefSeq and is a predicted model, not a curated record. Gene Ontology annotation, molecular function: nucleic acid binding.